ACCCACGUAUAAUGCAUGCAUCAUUGGACACACCGUAAACACAAACAAUUAAGUUAUUCCACAAAGUCGGAGGCUCGCAAUACAAACAGUAAGCAUGGACCCGUGUGUAAACAUUGUCCUGCUGAGUUCCUACCUGGACUUGUACUGUCUCAACACAAACGACCUGAAUGUUCCCGGAUUCGACAUCGACCAUCAAUGCAGGGUAAUCUACGAAGCUUUCAUAUGCGCGGCUGACUUUAUCAAGUAUGAAUAUAUGGAGGACUGUUACGAGAGGAUAGACAACUCGAUCGAGCUCUUUCGGGAAGACUUCAGACAAGGACCACAUAGCAUCGAUAUUAACCUUUGUGACUUCUCAGAUAUAGCUGAGAGCGGGGAUGGGAACGAUGAAGAGUAUUUCUCCUCAACGCCUCCGAACAAUAGUACAAACGGCUCAACGGCACCUACAUAUCCGCCAAGUACGAGAAGGCCACUCACGACCAGGAAACCAACAACUGCAACUACCAAAAUUUCACGCACGACCAGGAAACCAACAACUACAACUACUGAAAAACCUAGCACGACCAGGAAACCAACAACUGCAACUACUAAAAAACCUAGCACGACCAGGAAACCAACAACUACAACUACUAAAAAACCUAGCACGACCAGGAAACCAUCAACUGCAUCUACCAAAAUUUCACGCACGACCAGAAAACCAACAACUGCAACUACCAAAACUCCACGCACGACCAGGAAACCAACACCUGCAACUACUGAAAGAGUAACAAAGAAUAGCUCCACAUCAACACCCCAUCCACAAGUUAGUGUCACCCCGACACAAUCUCCGUCUUCCACAACUUCUGUGAAUGAUGACGUCACUACAGUCCAGCCUACGAUUGGCGGACUUGGUGUUGGGCCCGGAGUGAUUGUGGGGUGUACAGCCGGGGGCGUCCUUCUUACCCUGCUCACCAUUGGAUACUUCGUCUAUCUGUACAUCAGACGACGAAAUGAAAAUGACGGAAACCAGGCACCACUUCCGGCACCGGAAAUAGUUCGAUCGAUUUCUCAGCCUGGUCCCCAUGGUUACAACAAAGAUAACGGUGGCGAUUAUUCUGUGUAUCCUCCUCUUACCAAAGUCAAAAUGUCAAAACAGGACAUUAACGCAAGCGAAAGUCACAGGAUCUCUAUGUCUUCAAACAAUCGUUCUUCCGGUUUCUCAUCUUCAUCUAGUUCAUACGUGGAUACUGCAAAUAAACGAGGUAGUCCCUUCUUUAUUAACGGACAGCGCGACCAAGAUGAUUCAUUAAGGAUGGACAGACAAGCCUCAUUGGAUUCGAACUACGCUUUGAUCACAGACGAGCGUUUACCUCAAGGAAAGUUGAUGUCGUUGAACAGUCAUCCACACUCUUCUUCCGUCUAUGUAAACGUGUCAGCGAUAAAUAAUGGAAACGAUUUACAAAGUCGGCAGAAUACGAUGAAAUCAUUAGAUGUUGACGGGAUGAGCAUCGCCAGUGGACAAUACGACCAAUUGACGUAUAAUGAAAGUGAGGAGCCAGCGGAUGUCCGACUCGGAUACAAUCCUAGCGGGGGUAUGAUGGACAACGUUUACGAGGAGAUACGGGGUUAUGUCUGCAACGGCAACGUUAACUCCCGCUAUAUCACCCAGUCCGAGGAUUCUAUAGACCCAGAGUCCAGGUCAAGUGGUGAUUAUUUCACUCAACUGAACACAUCGCCUCAAUACGUCAACGGACAAAGUGAGGAACACGAAUACACGGGGCUCAGUAAUGCAGCGUAUCAGUCGGAAAAUGACGAUCACGUGACCUCGCGAAAAUACUGACAAUGAAAGGUAUUAAUAAUAAUGUUCACACCACGAGGCAAAAACAAGCAUCUGCAAAGAGAAAAACAUGAAAACCCCGACAACGACAGCGACGAUCAAGCGCAGCAAGGACAGUGCUGGCUAAAUGCAAAUCAUACACUGAUAACCAAGCGCAGUAAGGACACCGAUGACCUAGCGUGACAAGUAUGCUGAUAAACAUUUGCAAGCGCAGCAAGGACACUGAUAACCGAGCGCAGCAAGGACACCGUUGACCAAGCGCAGCAACAACAGCGAUAACCAAGCGUAACAAGCACACUGAUAAGCAUUUGCAAGCGCAGCAAGACCACUGAUAACCGAGCGCAGCAAGGACACUGAUAGCCAAUCACAAGAAGGACAACGAAAACCUAAUGCAACACGGGCAUCAAUACUAAAUGCAACAAGGGCGCUAAUAGCUUAAAUUGUAUCAUUAUGAAAUCCAGAUUUAUUAAAAAAAAAUGUAAAUAUUGAUUUGUAUCUGAAUCGAUUUAUACCAAUAUUUGACGUUUAAUUGUAUUUACGUGUAUAAGGCGUGGCUAUUAUUGGUGUAGUAAAACAUUUCUGUUGAUGUAUUGACGUUUGUAAUGUUUACAUUUCCGUUGUACAACCUUAGGAAAUCUUAUCAACAAUCUUAUGUAUGUCGUGAAUAACAAUUGACAGCAAGAACGUUUUCACGUGAAUAAAUGAAAGUUUGUUUUUACAACUUUAAUU
Messenger RNA from Mizuhopecten yessoensis (Yesso scallop), 2542 nucleotides. RefSeq lists its product as uncharacterized. The coding region runs from base 95 to 1816 and encodes 573 amino acids. The transcript is spliced from 8 exons. Lineage: Eukaryota; Metazoa; Mollusca; Bivalvia; Pectinida; Pectinidae. The record is from RefSeq and is a predicted model, not a curated record.